This is a messenger RNA of Lycium barbarum (goji berry), 642 nucleotides long. RefSeq lists its product as uncharacterized. The record is from RefSeq and is a predicted model, not a curated record. NCBI's taxonomy places the organism in Eukaryota, Viridiplantae, Streptophyta, Magnoliopsida, Solanales, Solanaceae. Bases 1 to 642 code for a protein of 213 amino acids. The transcript has a single exon.
AUGUUGUUUGCAAAUGAUAUUGUGCUUAUUGACGAGUCGCGAAGCGGUGUUAACGCGAGACUAGAGGUGUGGAGACAACCCCUGGAGUCGAAAGGUUUCAAGUUGAGCAGAACUAAGAUAGAGUACUCAGAGUGCAAGUUCAAUGAGGUGAUUCAGGUAGAGGAUGAGGACGUACAGCUGGAUAUUCAGGUCAUCACGAAGAAAGAAAGUCUCAAGUACUUGGGAUCGAUCAUCCAAGGGAAUGGUGAGAUUGAUGACGAUGUCACACAUCGUAUUGGAGCGGGAUGGAUGAAAUGGAAACUCUCUUCGGAGGUGUUGUGCGAUAAGAAGGUGCCGCCUAUACUAAAGGGAAAGUUCUACAAAGUGGUGGUUAGACCGACUAUGUUGUACGAGACGGAAUGCUGGCCAGUUAAGAAAGCACAUGCCCAGAAAAUGAAGGUAGCAGAGAUGCGGAUGCUGAGGUGGAUGUGCGGGCAUACCAGGAGAGAUAGGAUUCAGAAUGAAGUGAUUCGGGACAAGGUGGGUGUGGCCCCAGUGGUGGAUAAGAUGUGGGAAGGGAGGUUGAGAUGGUUCGGCCAUGUGCAGCCAGAGGCGAAUCCAGGAUUUCAGGAGAAUGAGUUCACCUUAGAAUAUUUUUUUUAA